Messenger RNA from Aureobasidium uvarum, 276 nucleotides. The record is from the annotation of a GenBank genome assembly. Lineage: Eukaryota; Fungi; Ascomycota; Dothideomycetes; Dothideales; Saccotheciaceae.
AUGUCGGACUCGUCUUCCCCACCGCCAUCGCCGACGAGGAACAUAAGCGAUGCUAAACGUGUUGAAGACGAUGUCUUGACAGAACCAUCAACCGAAGACGAAAUUUCCAGCGAUGUGCCAGACGCAGAAAAAGACACUGUCGUCGUUGAGUCACUCGAUGACCAAGACAAUGAGGGUUUGCAACUUCGAGCCUACCAAGAUGAGAUGCUGGCAGAGAGUCUGAAACGCAAUACCAUUAUUGUGCUAAACACUGGCGCUGGUAAAACACACAUGUAA